Glossina fuscipes is the source of this 1030-nucleotide messenger RNA. RefSeq names its product pheromone-binding protein-related protein 6-like. The coding region runs from base 96 to 551 and encodes 151 amino acids. NCBI's taxonomy places the organism in Eukaryota, Metazoa, Arthropoda, Insecta, Diptera, Glossinidae. The record is from RefSeq and is a predicted model, not a curated record. Gene Ontology annotation, molecular function: odorant binding. The transcript has 4 exons. Gene Ontology annotation, biological process: sensory perception of smell.
AAAAACGUAAUAUUAAAUUUUUAAAAGGAGAAAAAGGAAAAAAAAAAAUAUUUGAAAAACUUUUUUUGAUUGCGAACAAUUGAUGAUAGCAAGCAAUGAUUGUUAAGUGUAAAUUUAAUUGUGAAAUGAUUUUUGUUAUUCUCUUAAUUAUCCUGUUGCUGAUAAGAAUUCAGGCACAAUCACCCAAACGGGACAAUAAAUAUCCACCAAAGGAACUCAUUACAAUGGCUAAACCGUUUCAUGAAGCAUGUGUAAAGCAAACUGGAGUAACGGAAGAGGCAAUUAAGGAAUUCAGCGAAGGAAAUAUCCAUGAAGAUGAGGCUUUGAAAUGUUAUAUGAAUUGUUUUUUUCAUGAAUUGGGUUUGGUUGACGAUAAGGGCGACGUUCAUUUGGAAACUUUACGUCAAAGUAUGCCUGGAUCUUUUGUUGAUCUUAUAUUAAAACCAGCUCAGCAUUGUGUUCAUCCAGAAGGUGAUACACUCUGCCAUAAGGCCUGGUGGUUUCAUCAAUGCUGGAAAAAAGCCGAUCCAGUUCAUUAUUUUCUCUUAUAAAAAUGUUAAACUUAUUGUCUUUGUUGUUUUCUGUAUAAUAAAUAUUCCCUUCCAUAAUGAAUGUAAAAUUUUUGCAUGCAAAUUUUAUGACAAGUGCGUGCAUAGUGCCGUCAUUUCAACGCACUCCUCCACCACGGUCCAUUUUCAUAAGAGAGCCAUUUCAACUGAAUGAUUGCUGUCACGAAUAGUUUGUCUUUACCUGAUUUGUGUUUUUAUGUAGAAGUUUGGAAGAGUGAACUCAUCUACCAAGUCGACAAGUGCUGUCUGAGAAUAAACUAAAACGAUACUCAAUCAACUUUGAAUGGAUUUGUCGGUAACAAUUGGCCAUAGCAGGAAGCACACCUCAAAUCCGAUAUUCAAUCUCCAAAUGACGAAGUACUUCCUACCCCAUAUUCAAAUCAUCUACGGAUACUAUGUUCUGUGAAUAAAGCGACUAUCAUGUGUAUGGCAAACGCAAUUCCGUCUGGUGGAGGUGUGCG